AUGGCGAAAUCGCUUUUCCACCAUCUCGCGCUACCGCAGCAACUUCCACAUUCUGAAGAUGCGGAUCUUUCCGUUAUCGAGGCCAGCCUAACCGACCAGCUUCUUGCGGCGGUGCGUCUGAUGCGAGACUCUGCGGGAGAUGGGCUUCGAUCUGGGUCCGGCCGUGUCUGGGAACGCGUUCGCCAAUGCCUAGUCGUGUCUAAAGCUAUUACCAGCAACGGCAGGGUUGACAGAAUACGGCUGUUGUCCGCUUUACGAACCAUAGGGCCGCUUGAGGCGAUACUUUUGCACAUCCGCAAUCAGAAUGCGGCUCUCUUUAUCCACCGAGUCUCCGAAUCUGAGGUUGUAUUCGAGGUGUUCGAAACCUCCCCGAGGAAUGAGGAUGUUCUCGCGGGGAACAAUGCCCUCCAGUGGGACUUCCCCGGCAGCGCAAUUGCUCUCCCUUUAUCGACACUACACGAUGACGACUUCCAAAACAGCCUUGCCCAGUUCCUUGAGCAAGCAUCUCUCGAGUCAACCAAAGACUUCGGGGGUCAGUCAUUCAAGGCCGGAAUCCAAAGCUACGAAGACCGAGCGACCGCGAACCCAGCCAUCAUCAGCUCACUAUUGAUGGCAGUGCUCGAAGAGAAUGGACGGCGACUCUCAACCCCUCUGCUUCGCAAACGGGUCCGGGAUGACGUCUGUUGGGACAGAGCCCGAAGACCGUGGCGUCGUUCCCCUGGCUGGCUUGCGCUCCGUGUCACCAUUUCGCGAUACCUGCUGCUUACACUUGGGCCCGACCUGGGCCGGUUCGAGUACAAGUUUUGCCUCUGCGUCUGCUUGGCCAAGUUUCUCGAGGGGAGCCAAUCAUAUCUCGAGGUAGACCAGGUGCAUUUUCUCAAAGCGAAGUUGUGCCGGAGAUUGGCGAAGUUGGACAUGGAAAGAAGCAAUGUCCGGGACAAGCAUCUGAUGCAAAACGUGGACCAAAUCUUUUCCAACCUGACGCCAACCAUCGAUCCCAGUAUCCACAACGCCGCCAACCGCAUAGAAUCUGUGUGGGCAGCAUGGCGGCAGUCUUUUCUCAAGCACAUCCCGCCUUUGCCUAGGAGAGCGUCGUGGACUGAUACGACUCUUCCCCUGCGAGUCAGUGGGGAGUCGUUGCGGUCAAUCCUGGCCUCGUCUAACAAAAUGAUCAAGGGGGACCGGCGAAGAUGGAUUCCGCCGUCCAACUUCAACCCUUCUAGUUUAGCCAACGAGCAUUUUGCCAAGUUCGCCGCGCCGAUUCUGGACAUGGCUGAGAGAGAGGACAACGUGCGGGCGACACUCAGUUCGGGUGCUGGAUCUCUACAUCCCGAGAUAUGCUCCCUCAUGGACAAAGGAUUGCCACUGUACCGAGGCAACGCCAGCCAGAUGAGUCUGUUGAUCCUAGACGUCAUGGAACUCUGGACAAUACUGGACACCAGGGCAUGCCAACAAUUCCCCCUUCUCCGAGACUAUCACCCCGUCUUCACGCCUGAAAUCCUGGAUAUUCUACACCUCGCAUUUUACAAGGACAUGGUUCGUUUGCAAAACAUUCAGAAUUACCUCGACGCGCGCAUUAUGGCUUGUAAUGGGUCCAAGGUCACAAUUUUUGACGAUCCCACCAACGACUGUUUUGCACGGAGAUACUACGAUGAAGUCGACGUGGCAGAAGAGAUGUAUAUUCUCCGCGACGAAAUCGAGGAAGACGCGAGUUCCCGGAAGCAAGCCAAGUCAAUCGAGUGGCAGCGUAAGACUGUUGAAUAUGAUGAUCUGACCCGACGGGUCAACGGAAGCGCCUGUAUCCUCACGGUUGAUGAGAAUGAUCCGUAUGGGUUGGGGCAGCACAACGCCCGCUCUUGCCCCCGGUGUCAGAUGAUCCGUGAAAUGAACAAAAUCCGCAUCGAAAUCUACGAGCACCCACUCCCAUCCGACGACGUCAUGGCCAAAGUGGUGGUAUUCGAGUUACGGUGCCCUCGUGCUUUUGCAACUUAUCGCGAUACAACUUGGGCGGUCUUAACACAGCUCGCCUCCUCUGCUCCAGCUCGAGGGGUUGAACCGAAGUGCUUCCUGAAUGACUAUCAAGCGCUUGUGGGGUUUGGUAUUGGCACAACGCGGAGCUUUUGCCUUGCGUCUUUCACAAAGCCAUUCCUAAAGACGCACUAUGCCACGGUCGGAUUUCCAGUGGAGUGGGAAGGCAGCCGAGAUGCAUUGUGCAAGCCCAACGGUUUGAAGCUCGCCUAUUUUGAUCAGAACAGCAAGAUUUGGACCGGCAGAGGACGGGUGAAACCCCAGUUCGCCCACCACGUUCAGCUACAGUUGCCACAUGAUUCUCCAUUCCGUGCCGUCUUUGAUCACAAGAGCUUCGCAAGCGACGGUGUCGGUCCCUCAUCAUACGAAAUCAUGGCGACCCAGGUGAAUUGUCCUUCUGGUCUGAAUCCUCACGAGUUCCUGGCCCUGAAGACGCUCAUGUCAGGCACCAGCCGCCGGUGGAUAUCGAUCCUAAUCGAGCUCGGCGCGACGAACAUGAAUUGGUCGACCGAAGCCAGCGCGAUACUUCUCGACCACCUCGUCCUGCACUGCGGGCCGAGAUCAAAGGAAACCGACGAGCUGCAACCUUUGAGGCUGAUCCACUGGGUUUUCGGCGACGCCCCCUUCGUCGAGAAGUUACUUGAGCAAAUCAGCGCUCGUCUGUCAAAUCUCGCCGCAUUGGCCAGCUGGAGAGAAACGAAUCUGAUGGGAACAAUCGUCACUCUGGGUCUGCGUAUUCUUGACCUGGCUUCUGCUGCAGAGGCGGGACCUGAGAUUGAGGAGAAGGCACUCGGCUGCGUCCUCCAGGCCCGGGAAAUCUGCGGUCGCUGGUUCAGACUCCUUCGGGAAGAGAUUCAGAAAUCCCCCGACACGGCCGCGGCUCAACAGCUGCAACAGCGUGCUCUUGCUGCCGCUCUGCUGUGUCGACGCACAUUUGUCAUCCACUUAGAAGAUUCGUUGUCGGUCCCUUUUGAUGUCGCAGCAUUGACGGCCUAUAUCGAAUCGGUCGUCGCCACACACGAGAACAUGGUGAAUAAGAUCCAGUCGCUCCCGCAGACCAUGCUGCAUGACAUGGUGUCCGCGAUCAAGCUGUCACAUCAGCUGAAAACCCUCGUCACCGACUCCAUCUCUGCCAAUCCAUUUAGUCUCUGCGAUGGCUUGAAGCAUUUCUGGCCCGACGCCGAUCGGAUUAGGUCGACGGACACCAAAAUCACUCUUGAACACACGGGUUGGAUUUCCUGUGAUAUUGCCGAGACGGAAACGGAGAAUCAUCAGGUGGUGGAGUUCGACUUGAUCUCCGGGGCAUUGGCUGUGAAUGGGAAACGUGUUGGGAAACUACCCCAAGAUGUGCAAGACUCACUGGUAAUCAAGGAGCUCUUUGGCGAUCAGCCACUUCGAGUGUUUCAGUCAUCGAUUCCGGGCAUGACAUACACCCUGACGACUCGACCGUACAAAUUCACCGUCCACAUCGGAUACGAAGGUCGUAACACAAUUAUCAUGGCCAAGUCCAGCGGCCCGCAGCCCCGCAUCGUCCGCUUUAUCCCACGCGAUACCUUUCACUCUCGGUCCAUAUGGGAUCUUCCAGGACCACUCAUUGAUGAGCGCAUACAUUGGCUGGAUCUGACAAGUGGGGCUGUGUACAUUACGCCCAGCACCCAUCCUUGGGAUAUCUUCAACCGCUCUCGGACUUGGACCCUCAAUGUCGGGACGGGGUUAUGCCACAAACUCCUACGCAACGGGAAGGAACACACCAUCGUGGACCCUCUAUGCCCCCUCUUCAAUCGGGUCGCAAAUAUCUUAGAUGGCUUGACAAACAGGCGACAGCUCCUUGUCAUACAACCAUCGCCCGACGGCGGUCUCGAAGUCCACAUCCCGCGACUACAAAUGAUGUUUUUUGUCAACCCGAACAAACGUUUGUUUUCGCCGCAGCUUCAGCUCGAGGUUGACCCGAACCAAGAUGCUGGAACAUGGUACGGUUUGACAAGCAAACUAGUGUGCUGCAGCACUGAGAACCCGCUUCGCCGGACGGUUCUCGUGCCGAUGGGCCCCGUGUCCGCCACCAGAUCGAGCUUCCAUGUCAGGAUCCAUGUCGAAGGGGACGGUAGAUAUGGAAAAUUCACCAUCAAUGAUACGCUUGGCAGAAUCGACUGCGCGGCCGAGCCCACCCUAGUGUACACCAAGGCUCUGCUGCACGCAUACACGUCGUUCUUGCUUCCGGAUUCUCUAACAGGACGCACCGGGGUUGAAGAGAGUCUCGACUGGCUUCGCUCGGGUAUCUGCCGUCCCUGGACAGUUCUUGCGGGAUCGCCCGCCAUGAUCUUGUCGCAAAUCGCACAUCUCACGCCUGUGCGAGACUACUACCCACCCGACUUGAGAGUCAUGGCAACAAACCAUUGGGACGAGACACUCACUUGCCACAUUCAGCAUCCCUUGUAUCGACAGUUGGUGGAGGAGAUUCUGGGGAUUUCAAAAGACCUCGAGAAGUUUUCCACAGGCUACGCUGAUCUUCCCCGCGCUAGCGGACUCCCUCCCGUUGGAGAACCACAUUUAACUACCCGAGCGUUGGUACGUCGUCGCCUGUAUGAGCGAAAGGGGAGUAACGACAAUGACAAAGAAACGGAUCCGCCCUACUUAUCUCGCGACAAAUCGUCAGCCUCAGAACCGCGGUACGCCACAACCAUGGAAAUUACCCACCUCUUGCGAACGAAACCGGAAGGGUUCAAAACCCCGCACAAUCUAGCCACCAUGCUGUCGCAAGGCAACACGAUCGGUGGUUACGGGGCUGAGUAUCAGACUGUAUCGUUGACCGAGCAGAUGAGGACUGACCUUCGGGAACAUUGGGGCGCGCUGGUCGAAACCUGCCGCCGUGGUCAAUCAAGUUAUAGCCUCAUGUUCCUGUUGGUAACGUUGUCCUUCCGAGAUACCUUUGAUGACGGUUUACUCAAGGGAAUCUUGUCAUUCGCAAUCUUCGACGAACUCCAGGCCCUGCCGCUCCCGCCCUGGCCUUCCUACUUCAACUUUCAACCGGAUAGCGACCCCAAGGUGGAUUUUAUCGCCCAGUUGAUCCACCCAUUCCGGAUCCCAGCUCCAGAAGACGAUGGCGAACAGCUUGGGAUGCUCAUCACGGCCAAGCAGCGCCGCAAGAUGAAAACGGCUAAGGAGGCGCACGAAAUGAGAAGCGAACAAGAUUGCCGGUACCUUGCCAAAUAUCUUGUGGCUCAGUGGCCAUGUCGGGAACCUGAUGUCUCUAAUGGUGCACGUACUGAUCUCUUACUGGACAUCACGAGAGCGCUCGAGGUGAUCCGCCCUGAAUGGCUGCGACUAUUCCAAAACAGGGAGUUAUCACGUCACCUAAACCAAGUUCAACAAAUUCUGAACUGCCGUCGCUCCGAGUUGGAGUAUAAACCCCCGACAGUGAUUGCGUCGGGAUCGGUCUUUGCGUCGCCUCGUCACCCAGCCGCUGUUCCCAACUUACAUUCCGACCUUCUGGGCAAGCUCUUUGAGCCAAAUGCUGGGUACUUUUGGUCAGAACCCUCGGCGAUGGAAUGGGCCCCACUGGGCAGCAGCCCGCAAGAUGACCGCCAGCUCUUGAUACACAUGCGCAACUCAAGGCCAAUUGCUAACGGCAGGCCUGCAAUCUCCCCCCAUGAGGUUAGAAUGCACAUCGAAGAGCUGCAAGGAAUUAUCGACCGCCUCGCGAAGAGCAAAUCGUUGGUGCGCAAGACCUAUGCCCAGGAUCUCACCCAAAGUCUCGAGGCAUUCAAGAAGCUCAGGACGCCCCAGCAGCUAGCCACGUUCCUCGGACUCCGUGACAACAAAAAGGACGUAUCACAACUCCUCGGCGCUUUUGCCUCCCUGAAGAGCUCACUCGAGAGGCCAACCCCGGCAAUGUCAGGCCGCCAGAUUCAUUGGCUCAAGAUGGGGGGACUUUGGCCCGCAAUCACCACAGUCUCGUUGCUGGAGCCGUUGCGUUCGACGGCAAACCCAUCUUUCGGGAUCGGCGUACGGGACGCGCUGAUCACCUUUGGCUUGGCCAUAACCAACCUGCAACGAGCGAUGAGGCUGAACGAUUGUGUUCGAGCGGGUGACACAUCACGCUUUCAGGACGAAGAAGCGAAUUUAGGGCAUACAAACUGGAAGCCCCAGGAUCACCCCGACUGGCUGUUGCUGGAGAUCGACUCCAACCUCCUCAUUCGACCCGGCCAGGUUGACGUGGCCCGGGCUACCAUUUCGCCAGCGUCUGGAACUAAUUCUGUCCUGCAGAUGAACAUGGGCCAGGGCAAGACGUCGUGUAUCAUUCCCAUGGUUGCGGCUGCGAUGGCGGACAAGAAGAGCCUUGUACGUAUAAUCGUUCCGAAAGCCCUCCUCCAGCAGACUGCGCAGCUUCUCCAGUCUCGUCUGGGUAGAGUUCUGAACCGCCAAAUCGGCCACAUCCCCUUCUCGAGGCGUACUGCGACGAACGAGGACAACAUCCGGUUGUACUACGACAUCCACAAGCGCACCCUGAAGACAGCUGGUGUCAUGUUGUGCUUGCCGGAGCACAAUUUAUCUUUUUUACUGAGUGGACAACAAAAAAUACUUGACAACAAAGUCAACGAAGCAACGCCGAUGAUCAAGGUACACUCUUGGCUAAGUUCGGUCUGCCGUGACAUCUUGGAUGAAUCCGACUACACGCUGGCGGCACGCACACAGCUCAUCUAUCCUUCUGGCUCACAAUUAUCUGUUGAUGGUCACCCACACCGAUGGCAUAUCGCCCAAGCCCUCCUAAAUCUUGUCGACCAACACCUGUACGACUUACAGACCACUUUCCCGCGGUCCCUCGAAGUGGUCCGACGACCAGGCGGUGGAUUCCCCCUCAUCUACUUCGCCCGCCGGGACGUCGAGGACGAGCUGCUCAAGCGGCUAGCCGCUGACAUCACCAAGGGGCACGGCAACAUCCUGCCUGUGAACACGUUUGACAGUCGCGAACGCGCCGCAGUGCGGGACUUUCUUUCCCCUACUGCGCGUCGACUGAAACCCACGACUCUUGCAAGGAUACGGACCCUAUGUUCGGAUAAACCCCAAUACGGCCUACGUCCAAAUUCAGAUCCCGUGGCCGUGCCGUACCAUGCCAAAGGAGUACCGAGCGAGCAGUCAGAAUGGGGACAUCCUGAUGUGGCCAUCCUCUUCACUUGUUUGGUGUUCUACUACGACGGCCUUGACGAAACACAGCUGAAACUAGCUUUGGCCCGCGUACUCAAGUCGGACGACCCGUCGACCGAGUACGAUAAGUGGGUGCAGUCCUCAGACGACUUCCCGGCAUCUGUCCGGGCGUGGAACACGAUCAACACCGAAGAUGCUACGCAGGUCGGCGAGAUUUGGCGGGCAGUCCGCUAUCGGGUGGUCGUUGCUGACUACUUUCUGAACAACUUUGUCUUUCCGCAACAUGCAAAGCAGUUCACAGUGAAGCUGCAGUCCAGCGGCUGGGACGUGCCGUUAUUCUCUGCGCAGUCAAUUCCUGAUGUAAAGAUCCCAGAGAAGCUUCGGACGCGGGCUCUCACCACAGGUUUCAGUGGCACCAACGACAAUCGAACCAUGCUGCCUCUUACCAUCCAGCAGGCUGACUUGCCGACAUUAUCGCACACCAAUGCCGAGGUCUUGACGUACUUACUCCACGACCGAUCACGCAAGUGCGAAACCAUCAGAGAUGUCCGGGGCGGCCGAGCGACUGAACGCGAUUUGCUCUUUAUGCUGAAGAAUAAGGACAUCAAGAUUCUCAUCGACGCGGGGGCCCAGAUCCUGGAAAUGGACAACAAGACGCUCGCCAAGACCUGGCUGGAGAUCGACAAACGCGGUGACGCUGCGCUGUACUUCGACUCAGACAACAAGCCGUGGGUCAUCUCGAAACUGGGCCGCGAAACGCCCCUCUUGGCAUCGCCGUAUGCCGAUGAUCUGAGCAAGUGCCUGGUGUAUCUUGACGAGGCGCACACGCGAGGAACCGAUCUCAAAUUUCCCCCAGAUGCUCGAGGUGCGCUCACAGUGGGCCAGGGGCAGUCCAAAGAUCAUACGGUGCAAGCUGCAAUGCGGCUCCGACAACUGGGAACUACCCAAUCCAUUACCUUCUUCAUCCCCCCAGAGGUGCGCCAAGCAAUUGUUGACCUGCGGGCCAAGUCCGACUUCCAUAGGAUUGACUCGCAUGACGUGAUUCACUGGCUACUGGACAACUCUUGCGAGAGUAUUGAACAGCUGCAGCCGUUAUACUACUCGCAAGGCGUCGACUUUUGCAGGAGAACUCAGGCUGCCCUCGAUUAUCCCAACUAUCUGGUGGAUUCCCAUGACCGCGCCCAGUAUGUGUCAUCCAUCAAGCAGAACGAGCUGCAGACAUUGCAGGAGAUGUACGAGCCCAAGACCAAGGGCGGCAAGCAAAGUGGCUUCCAAUCGACGCAUCCCAAGAUGGUUGCGUUUGCAGAGGAGCUUAACACGCGACGCAAGGGCUUCCAGGACACAGGAAGGGCCGUUCAUGGUUCCGCGCUGCAGGAAGUCGAGCAGGAGCGUGAGGUCGCGUUCGAAGUCGAGGCGGUCCGUCAGGUGAAGAAGGCGGUGCAAUACGACGCCCUGGGCUUCCCCGGCCUGCACCGAGACCUCGAGGUCUUUGCCCGCACUGGGCGACUUCCCAUUGAGACCAGCGCUGUCUGUCGCGUCUUUCAGCUGAUCUCUGCCACUAAGCUAGGCCGGAAACAUAGGGUGUCCGGAAAGGUUAGUCUCGCACAUUCUAAGUUGCUCGUGUCGGUCGAGUUCGGUCGGACGGUGAAGCUCUACACCACUCUCCCCCCGGACAACCUGCUACGGCCCGUGAACUGGGUACUUUGGAGCGCGGUCUUCGAAACUGCCGUGGUCCUCAUUCCCGAAGAAGCCGAGCAAGUCAUCCGCAUGAUGCACACAAGAUCAACCCACCCCCGGGUCCACCUCCUAACCUACGCCUCUCCCGUUACGAGACGCAUGAUGGAAUUCAAUAACCUCACGUUCUUCAGCAUACCGCAGCUACCCAAAAACUGGGAAGCACCGCAAUGGCUAAAGACUGAGCUCGGUCUCCUGGCGGGAAGACUCUACUUUCAAUGGCGCGAACACGCAGAAAUCUGUAAAUUCCUCGGCGUAGUGGAAGCCGGGAAACCCGGCUCGGGGCUCUCGGAAAACGAAGAGGAAGACGAUGCCGUGACUUCUGAUGACGAAGUUGCCGAGGACCAAGAUGAAGAAGACAAGGUGGUAUCCGCAUCGAAGGGGAAAAAUCACAGGGUCUCGUCUUCCUUCUCGCCCCGGCCCUUGGCGUUUCUCCAGGACUGGUUGGCGGUCCGCCGGCACGGACAGGAUUUUGUUCAUACGCCGAUGGGCUUCUUGACGCAAGGCAAGAAGCUACAGGAAAGCCAUCCAUUCUUUAGCGAGGGAAUGUCAACAAGUGUGGAACGGUUGGAACCAGUGGCUGGAGGUACGGCAGCGGAGACGACGUGGCGCGAGGGCAGCCGCUGGGAUGUGGAUGAUCACGGCGGUGUGGACGAGGGCGCGGUGUUUGACGGUGUUGAUGAUAUGGGCGCGAACGUCGGUGAUGUUAAGGGAGACGACGAGGACGUGGAGGUGGUGUAUGAUGAGAGCGAGUGGUUUGACUCGGGUUCAUCCAGAAGCGAGACCGAAUCAGAAUAG
Messenger RNA from Dichotomopilus funicola, 9702 nucleotides. RefSeq lists its product as uncharacterized. Gene Ontology annotation, cellular component: nucleus; cytoplasm. The coding region runs from base 1 to 9702 and encodes 3233 amino acids. Gene Ontology annotation, molecular function: K63-linked polyubiquitin modification-dependent protein binding; cysteine-type deubiquitinase activity. Lineage: Eukaryota; Fungi; Ascomycota; Sordariomycetes; Sordariales; Chaetomiaceae. The transcript is spliced from 10 exons. Gene Ontology annotation, biological process: protein deubiquitination involved in ubiquitin-dependent protein catabolic process. The record is from RefSeq and is a predicted model, not a curated record.